GAGACGAGGGAAGGAUGGAGGGUGUGUAUGUGUGUAACCUGUGAGCUGGUGUCUCCUCCUCUCCUCCAGGGCCUCCCUGCUCCUUCCUCCUGCUGGUGCUGAAGGAGCAGCUGACGGAGCUGCAGGCCGCCCUGCUCGCCUCCUUCCUGGACAUGGAGGAGUACAGGAAGUCCUCCUCCCCCCAAGGUCCCGCCUCCCCUCUGGACUGGACCAAUGGGCUGCUGCUCCUCCACAGCUGCCCCCCUCCUCUGGACCAGCACCUCCUCCGUCUGCUGGGACACUCUGCAGUGAGCAGCAGCCAGAGGAACAGGAAAUCCCCGCUGAAUGCUGCUGGUCUGCAGCAGCUUCCCUCUAGGUUGAUCCAGUAUCCCGCGGCGCCCUCUAAAGGACGGAUCACCGUGACGACGGAGGACCUGGCCUGUCUGGGCAGCGGCGAGUUCCUCAACGACGUCAUCAUCGACUUCUACCUCAAGUAUCUGGUUGUGGAGGGAGUGGGGGGUCCGGUGGCCGACAGGAGUCACAUCUUCAGCAGCUUCUUCUACAAACAGCUGAGCAGACGGAGAGCUGCCGGGGACGACAGCACCACCUCUGUACCUGAUCGAGACAUGAGGCAUCAGAGGGUUAAAACGUGGACUCGCAACGUGGACAUCUUCACCAAAGACUUCCUGUUUGUUCCUGUCAAUCAAGAAGCUCACUGGUUCCUGGUUCUGAUCUGUUUCCCGGGUCUGGAGGAAGUUCAGUACCAAGAGUUUCAAAGUCCAACAGGAGGAUCAGAGCGAGCAGCAGGAAACUCGUCAGCUUUCAGUCUGAGAUCACAGCAGCCUCCGUGCACCCAGCAGGGCUGGCAGAGGGACUCUGUGUUAAAGCGGCCGUGCAUCCUGGUCAUGGACUCCCUGAAGCUGUCCUACCACGAGAACGUCUGCAGACUUCUCCGAGAUUACCUGCAGGUGGAGUGGGCGGUCCGGAGGGGGACCCCCCGUCACUUCUCAUCAGACUCCAUGAAGAGCUGCAGGUGUAAAGUCCCCCAGCAGGACAACAGCAGCGACUGUGGACUCUACCUGCUGCAGUACGCACACAGCUUCCUGCAGAACCCCGUGGUGCACUUUGAGCUCCCGUUGCGAUUGGGCAGCUGGUUUCCGCGGCAGCUGGUUCGCCAGAAGCGCGAAGAGAUCCGAGCUCUGAUCCUGAGGAUGAGUCAGACUCAGAGCAGACAACCGUUACCAUAGCAACCCACCGGAGCCGGUAACGUUGCCACGACAACCCACCCGUUAACUCACCUGUGCAAUUAGUAUAUUUUUAUACGUUGUCAAUGUUUGAUUUACU
Molecule: messenger RNA, 1323 nt
Organism: Perca flavescens (yellow perch)
Lineage: Eukaryota; Metazoa; Chordata; Actinopteri; Perciformes; Percidae
Product: sentrin-specific protease 6
Exons: 11
Coding region: 153-1226 (357 amino acids)
Biological process (GO): protein desumoylation; proteolysis
Cellular component (GO): nucleus; cytoplasm
Molecular function (GO): SUMO-specific endopeptidase activity
Source: RefSeq, a predicted model, not a curated record